AUGCUCGUCACCAAACACGCUGCAGAGCUCUGCGCUCUCCUCGUCAACGAUCUCUUUGGCGAACUCCCAUCACGCAUUUUGGUUGCGCUCCUCACCAAGGGUCGAUGCACACUCGCACAACUGGUUCAACAUGUAUCACUUGGACCGCGGCAUCUCCGGAACGGCCUUGGUGUUUUGAUCCAACAAAAUCUCCUCUACCACUAUACUGACCCGGAUACGAGGGGAACCAGUUAUGAAGCCAACUCGAAUGCCUGCUACAACCUCGUGCGAUCUGGCAAAAUUCUCGAAGUCGUCAAUGGUCAAUAUGGCAGAGCUGAGAGAGACCUGGUUCAGACACUGAUGCAACUGGGUUACGCUAGAGUAGCCGACCUUGCACAUGCGUUUACGUCUCGAGCUCACAAGACCAAUGGGCAUACGAACGGAUCACACGAAUCAUCGUCUGGUUUAAUCGAAUCUAGAGAUCAUUUAAACUCGGCCCUGUCACGAUUGAUACAGGCAGAAAUCUUGGAAACCGUUCGCCCCGAUUCCUUUCGCAACCCGGCCGAGGUAUACCGGGAAAUUGAGGCCGAUGUUACAAAGACAGCGCCUGGGGAAAAGGCUAGCAAGAACAAGAUUGAACAGCACAUGCAGAUUGUGGACCGCUUCAAGACAUUCCGUGAUCAAAGCAAGGCCCUCAAAAGACAGCUAGAUCAAACUGCCGGACCUUCUUCAAAGAGAAGAAGGCUUCAAAAUGGCUCAAUUCAUGGGGAUCCCUUUAGUAACGAUGUUGGUUUGAAUCCCAACGUUGUGGUUCGUGUCAACCACGAAAAGUGUCUGGUUGAGCUUCGCAAUCAAAGACUAGCCGAUUUCGCAGCAGAUGUUCUUGGCGAGACCACAGGCCACGUGUACCGCUCUUUGCUCGACUUACUCACUGCAAAGGUCUCCAGAUGUCGAGCAGACCCUUUGGUUGGUGAAGAGAACAAAGGCCCGCAGCCCAGCGUCACUACACUGCAAGUAUUCGAAAACUUGAGCGACGAGUUGAGGGUUCUUGGUGGUAUCGGCAAGACCCCAAAAGACAAAAUAGACUUUGACAGUGCCGAGAAGAUCAGACCGGGACCCUAUGCGUAUGACAGCGAUUCGGAUGAGGAAGAAGAGCAGCUAGAGGUUGAGGCUGCGCCUGCGCCUGUCCCUCGUGGGCGGUUGGCCAGAGCAGCUGCAGCAGCGGCGGCGGCGGCGGCGGCAGCGUCAAUCAAGGAGAUCGAGGACGAGGGAUCCGAGGACGACAUUGACGUCGAGGGCAACCACACACAAGCCAAUGGCGAGAGGUCAACAAGGGUCAAAUUCGAGGACGGGACUACAGCGAAAGACAGCCGUCUGGACCAGAUGCGCCAACAUCUUCUGGUGCUGGCCGAGAGCAAGCAUCGGUUUGUGCGACAUUGCGGAACUCAGGGCCGCGGCCAGUGGACAGUGGACUUUGACAUGUUGAUGGACCGGCUCCGUGAGACGGAGCUCGAUGCGUACAUUGAGCAGUCGUUUGGGCGUCACGGCCUUCGCUUGACACGAAUUCUGCGGGAGAAGGGGAAACUGGACGAGAAGAUGCUCCCGUCAGCUGCGCUCAUGAAGAAAGGAGACGUGCAAGGGAAAAUGCUCGCGAUGCAAAUGGCGGGGUUGGUGGAUGUCCAGGAGGUGCCUAGGGACAACAGCAGACUGGCGAACCGAACGCUGUUUUUCUGGUUUUUCGACGGCGAAAGAGUUCAGUCGCAACUGCUGGAUGACGUCUACAAAGCCAUGUUGCGAUGCCUGCAAACGUUGGACGUGGAGCGGCAUAGAGAGCGCAACAUUCUCGCGUUUGUGGAACGAAAGGACGUGAAGGGCAAGGAGGAGGAGGUAAUGACGGCAGAGCAUUACAACAACUACAACCGACAUCUGGAAGGGCAGCAAAAACUACUCGGCCAGGUGUUGCGGCUAGACGACAUGGUGGCAGUUUUUAGGGAUUACUAG
Molecule: messenger RNA, 1980 nt
Organism: Metarhizium album ARSEF 1941
Lineage: Eukaryota; Fungi; Ascomycota; Sordariomycetes; Hypocreales; Clavicipitaceae
Product: DNA-directed RNA polymerase III subunit rpc3
Exons: 4
Coding region: 1-1980 (659 amino acids)
Biological process (GO): DNA-templated transcription
Cellular component (GO): RNA polymerase III complex
Molecular function (GO): single-stranded DNA binding
Source: RefSeq, a predicted model, not a curated record